Molecule: messenger RNA, 1685 nt
Organism: Onychostoma macrolepis
Lineage: Eukaryota; Metazoa; Chordata; Actinopteri; Cypriniformes; Cyprinidae
Gene: kctd14
Product: potassium channel tetramerization domain containing 14
Exons: 2
Coding region: 84-809 (241 amino acids)
Biological process (GO): protein homooligomerization
Molecular function (GO): protein binding
Source: RefSeq, a predicted model, not a curated record
GACACACACACACACACACACACCUGAUUCACAGCCUGAGCUGCUAUUACCUGCAUGAAGAACAGAAGUUUUAGCUGAAGAUCAUGAGUUUACCGGACUAUAAAUCGCCUGGAAAACAGUCCUCAGCACCUGUGCAGUCGAAAUCCCAAGUUGUGCAGCUGAACAUUGGAGGUCAUGUCUUCAGCACAACGCUGGGAACCAUCCGUAAAUUCCCAAACUCCACACUGGCGGACCUGUUUAAUGGAUCAACCAAACGGAUGGACUCUGAGGGCCGUCACUUCAUAGACCGCGAUGGGACUUAUUUCAGGUACAUCCUUGAGUACCUCAGAACGGAGAAACCUCCUACUGAACACCUGCAGGAGGUGCAUAAGGAGGCGCUUUACUAUGACAUCAAACCUCUUGUCAAAGCCAUCGAGGAGACGCCGCAGUUCUUCGGAGAGGCAGUCGGGAGACAGCAGUUCUUGGCCCAUGUGCCGAAUUAUCGAGAAAACCUGGAGGUGAUUGUGCGGGUGGCCAGAGCCGAGGCCAUUGCCUCACGCUACUCCAACAUAAUCGUGUGUGUUUUGAGGACAGAAGAUGAUUUAGCCAGACACAACGAUGCUAUUGACAGUCUCGGCACCCCGAGAGAGUCUGUGGUGAGCUUUGGUCCGUGGAAAGCUCCCGCGUCAGUGGAAGAUCUGUUAGAUUGCGUCAAAAUGGACAUAGAGGCCAAAGGAUAUAAAGUAAAGAUCCAACCACACAGCAUAGACAAAGGGUUUCUCUUUAAAAGCUAUGAUUUCUUCUAUAAAUUGAUUUUCACUUGGUGGUGAAGAAUUUCAGGUCCAAGCUCAUGACCUGGAAAUAGGCAUUUAAAAAGUGAAGGAAUGAUUUAUAUAUUAUAUAAUCAGCUUAUCAAACAAAUUCGACAUUAACAGCUUCUGUUCCUUUAGCAGACCCACCUUUCGACAGCUGUCAAUCAUGUGCAACGGUGUUCUUAUCUGUCAGUAUCUGUUAAACCCUUGUUUAAUAUUGACUCAUACAAUCCUGGCUUUUGGCUUAAAAUAGCUUCUGCACGGAUGUGUCUUUAUUAGGAAUGUAUGUUUGAGUUUUUAUCAGCAGCAUUUGUGGCAUGCUUUGUGGCAAUGCAAGUUGUGUGUACAGAAAUGGACUUAACAUAAUUUAGGUAAAUGCAUAGUUUUAGACGCUGCAGCCUUUAAUUUGCUUUUAAUUUAACCAUAAACCCUUCAAAUCAGCUUUAGGUCUUAAGGAAUGCUUUUGGCUUGUUCAUUUGUCAACAUCUGAGAAUUGUACAAUUUGAUGCAUUUUUUUUUUUUAUGCAUGCAACUUUUAUGUAUUUGGUUGAUGCUUUUAUCCAAAGCAACUUGCAUUGUAUUUAAGGUAUAUUUUAUCAUGCUUUCCCAAUGCAUUAUAUAAGAAUGUGAAAACAGGUCCACUUCAUAUACCAACAUUAUAAUCUCCCUAAUUUGUGCUAUGUGUAAAUAAUAUAUCUAUUUUCACUUUGUACAGCAUGUGUUUAUGAUGGGUUUUUUUUUUUGUUUUUUUUUGCUGCCAAGACACUUGAUGAACCCUUUGCUCAUGCAGAUCAUUAACGGUGCAAAAUAAUAUUAAGAAAGAGUGAUGUGCCAUUUCCAGCAGAAUUGCUGUUGUAGUAUCGUAUUACUUCAUAUAUGUUUAAAGAACCAGGA